Molecule: messenger RNA, 874 nt
Organism: Cladocopium goreaui
Lineage: Eukaryota; Dinophyceae; Suessiales; Symbiodiniaceae
Source: the annotation of a GenBank genome assembly
AUGUUUUCAGGGUUUCAAAGCUCCACAAGCAUCACCCGCCUUGUGCUGGGAGCGCCCCCAAGGUCCAGAAAGCAUUGCGCCAUCCUCGCUCUGCCUUUCCUUUUCCCGACAGUCAGGGAUGGAAAGCACAUAGCAGUUGAAGCUGUGGCAGAGCUUCUGUGUCAUUCCUCGUGGCCUGUAAGAUGGGCAGCAGCAGCCACCCUUAUUCAGCUUGACCCAGGCAAACUGCCGAGCUUUGGAUCGUGCCAAAGCAGCCAAAACAUGAGAAGCCACCAGCCGCUUUCACCGGUUCCACCUUUCCGCGUUGCCAUCCAAAACGCCGUGAAACUGCAAGCGCAGGGCGACCAACGCUUUGUCCGAGAUGUUGCGAAGCACCUUAGCAGUAUGGAUCUGACAGGUCAGAAGUGCCAGACGCUUUGCAGUCAAGCGCUGCUUGUGGCCAGCAAGCUCCAGGAAAAGAAGAGGGGCAGAGACUCCGAACAGAGCAGAAAUGCCAGGAGCUCAAGCCAAGCGCGCCAUAAGCGUGACAAGUUUCAAAAGCUGGCGCCGUCUUCGCUCGUACUGGACUUGACCUCAUAAGCAUGUAAGUACAGCGGUUGGCGCAGAAGUUGUCGGACACGGGUCGGCUAUGCUACUAGUCAUCACGCUUUGCCCCCCUUGAGAAACCCAGAAGAGGCCUCCAAGACAUGAUCAUGUGAGACGCGGCAUCGAGAACCCUUGGAAAUUGUCGACAAGUCCUUCCGCACUGGGGCCGCAUCCCACCAGAGUUUUCGCACAGGCACCUCGAGCAUAGGGUGCGUUUAAGAUCUUUAAGAUCUUGAUACGCGGACCUCUUGGGAAUGUUACAAAGACUGCCACAUUUUUUCUCAAAAGG